UGCGUAAUAAUAAAGUACGAUAUUAUAAUAAAAUUAAUUUAUACAUUUAUUAUCUCGAUGUCUUAGGUUCCAUCUGAUCUCCCCAAAAAUGAAAUGAUCAACCCAUGUCAAACUGUACAUAGAAUAAGCAGCCUUCUAGAAAAUAAAAAGCUUAAAGCUUUCCUUCUAUAUUUUACUCCUAAAAUCCAUCUCUCUCUAUAUCCCACAAUCAAAACAUUCUUUUCUUCCAAACACACAUCCAAACUCUUCCCAUCCAAACCAUUUUCAAAAUUCUUACAUCCUAAUUUUUGUUGGUUUUUUUUUUUUUUUUUCUGUUGUUCUGAUCCACCCUACAACUAUUAGUCUUUGUUAAGCCUCUUAAAUGGGUGCUUCAGCUUCUUCUAUUGCAUCAAAAUUUGCAUUCUUCCCACCAGAUCCAUCAUAUAAUGUAGAGACAGAUGAACUGAGCGGAAAACAGAGACUCACUGGCGUUCCCGAGAAAGAUAAAGGCGAAGUGUUGAUGCUGCGCACAAAGGGAGACAACUUCAUCUUCACUGUCUACGUGAAGAACCCUUCUGCAUCCUUCACAGUGCUCUACUCUCAUGGAAAUGCCACUGACUUAGGCCAGAUGUUCAUGUUCUUCACUCAGCUUAGUGAUCAGCUUAAUGUUAAUGUCAUGGGCUAUGAUUAUUCUGGCUAUGGAAGGUCCACUGGGGAGCCAAGUGAGCAGGCCACAUAUGCUGACAUAGAGGCAGCUUAUACAUGCCUUACAGAGACAUAUGGAGUUAAGCAAGAAGACAUUAUAUUGUAUGGGCAAUCAGUUGGAAGUGGACCAACUCUAGACUUGGCUGUUCGAUUGCCUCGAUUGAGGGCUGUCAUUCUUCAGAGUGCAAUCCUAUCUGGUCUUCGAGUCAUGUACCGGAUGAAGAGAACGCUUCGGUUUGACAUAUACAAGAACAUUGAAAAAAUUCCACUGCUCAGUAGCCCAGUUCUUGUAAUCCAUGGGACUGAAGAUAGAGAUGUGGAUAUCUUCCAUGGUAAGAAGCUUUGGGAGCUUUGUAAAGAAAAGUAUGAACCUUUGUGGAUUGAAGGAGGGAAACAUUGUGGAUUAGAGUUCUUCCCAGAAUUCUUUAGGCAUCUCAAGAAAUUCAUAUCAGCGAUUGAGAAAUUGCAAUGUCAUGAAAAUGAAUUAGUAGAGAGUAUAGAUCAUCAAUUGAAGCAUUCUAUGAACUCCACAGACCUUAAGUCCAGAUUGAGUACUGACCAUAGAGAGCAGUCUAGGACAAGCAUUGGGCAGAGGGAAAUAUGUAGGCGAAGCGCAGACACCAGAGAGAAGCCAAGAACUAGUGCCGACAGGAGGGAAUUAAGAUCAAGAAAGAGUGUGGAUUGCUCAGGGAAAUCAAGGAACAGCACAGAUCAGUCAGAGAGAGGGAGGAACAGCAUCGAUCGGUUGGGAGAUAUGAUGAGAUCAGUUGCAUUGUGCAAUGUUGAUUGUUUUAAGCAGACAAGAGAAAUGAUUUAGAGGAUGAUCAGUAAUUAUAAUUGCCAUUUUCUUUUUACUCUUUGUUUGGAGUUCCAAAAAAGCUAUGGAAAGCAAGGAAUGAGUGGCAGCUUGUAUGUGAAUUUUUAGUCUGCCUGUAAUUUUGCAUCUGAUUUAUGCUCUUGAAUGCCACACUUCCCUUUAGCUUGUAAACUUUAUAGAACAGAUUGAUUUAUGUAUCUGUUGUAUUUCACAUCAAUUUACUUAUCACAUGAUUCUCUUGUGCAAAUUAGUGCCGAAAUGUUUACAUAAUCCAAUGUUUUGAAGAAUAGAAAGAAAGAAAAAAAAAAAAAAGAACAAUCAUGAUAUUGACUCCAAAUGUCAUGUUAUUAUUAUUUUUAUGGGUAAAUAUCACUUACUUCCUUCGAAGUUAGGCUUAAUUACAGGCGGUACCCUUUCAA
Cornus florida is the source of this 1920-nucleotide messenger RNA. RefSeq lists its product as uncharacterized. The coding region runs from base 362 to 1501 and encodes 379 amino acids. The record is from RefSeq and is a predicted model, not a curated record. Lineage: Eukaryota; Viridiplantae; Streptophyta; Magnoliopsida; Cornales; Cornaceae. The transcript is spliced from 6 exons.